AUGCCUUCCCCUUCUGCCUCCCUCCUCAUGCUCCUCUUCAUCCUUCCCUCUUCUCCCCUCUCCACCCCUCACUCUCAUUCCUCCCUCUUCGUCUCUCCUCUUCCUGUCAACCCCUCGUCCUCUCUCACGGUCCUCCUCCCUCCAGCGGUACUCCUCUCUGCCAUGGCCAUCGUCCCCACGCCGCCUGUCCCCACUGCCUGCAUCGGGCCUCCCUCGCCUCUCCUCCAUUUGUCCCCGAUGCUCCUCCUCCUCGCUGUCAGAAGCCCCGCCACGCCCUCUCUUCCCAUCGUCCACCCUCACAGAUUUGACACCUCUCCUCCCCCUCAUCAUUUCCUCAUGCUCUCUAUCCAAUUCUACGUCUCUCCUUUCCCACUUCUUCCUUCCCUCCUCAGCUUCCUUCACACUCUUCUCGUCCUCCUUCCGCUGUCUUCCCUUCUCUGCAUCCCUCUCCCUCCUCACACCCCCCCUCUCCUCUUCUGCCUCUCCACCACAGCUCGCUCCUCUCUCUCCCUCUCCUUCCGCAUCCCACCUCCUCUUCCUCUCUCUCUUUCCAUCCCUCCUCGGACUCGCACCACGUGCAGCUCCUUCCUCUCCUCCACCCCCUCGCUCCUCUCUCCCUGCAGUCACCCGAGCAGCAAUCGCCCGGGCGCGAGCAAGGGCGUCGGCAGCCAAGGUGCGAGGGACAUAGAGGAGGGUGGGAGGGACAGAGGGGAGGGUGGUACAGAGGAGGAGCAUUAG
Messenger RNA from Closterium sp. NIES-65, 738 nucleotides. The record is from the annotation of a GenBank genome assembly. NCBI's taxonomy places the organism in Eukaryota, Viridiplantae, Streptophyta, Zygnematophyceae, Desmidiales, Closteriaceae.